AUGGUGAUGAUCGAUAAGCGAGGAUCUUUCAUAGUUUCCACGGCAGGUUAUUUUUUUGGUGUACCUCUCGGAAACGAAGAAAAUUCUAAAUUAUCUUUGCCAGUGUUGGACAAGUUUUUUAAUCAAUCAACGUGUAGGACACUUUGUGCUCAGCCAAUUCAAUCGGAAAAUGAUGAGAUUACGCUUAAAUUGAGCAAUGAAUUGCUCGUUGGAAAGAAUACCUUGGUAUUUUUUAAGCUAGCAGCAAAGAUAGUUACGGAAGAAAAUUUUCACGAUUUGGUCCAAGUAACUUCGAUCGGUGGGGGUGAAAGUUUAACUCUUAUCGAAGUUUUACGACAAGUUUGGGCACCUACUCUGAAAUCAUUCGGAUUUGAUCCAACUUCUUUGAAAAAAUUAGAAGAAGAUUUACUUGGACCACGUCCACCUACGUCUAUUACUGAAGAAGAAAGUUUUUGGAUAAAACGUAGCAAUGAAGCUAGUCGUACGAGAGAUAAAACAACUUUUGAUGAGGCUGCUAUAAUAUUGAACAAUAUUAAAAAAGAAUUUGAAAAUGCGGCCGUCUCAAGAGGUGAUGGGUUUAUCGGUUUGGAAGAAUCGCUCGAAGCGAUUUCUGGGUACGUCGAUGACGUUUGGAAAUUAGGCAGCACGGUUUAUAAAGAGGAACGUAUGAAAUCUCUUUUGGAAAUAAUUGGAAACGAGACAGUGAUCCUCGUUGAGAAUCUUGUUAACGAGACGCAUCAUGGUCAUAGUAACGUAGAUACAACGGUAUCCAUGGGUGCAAUGGUAUGCGAUAAAUGGGUGAAUGCUAGCGAGAGAUUAACAGGACUUUUUUGGCCCCAUUAUUCCCUUCAUCCUUGGAAAGAUGCCGUAUAUGUACCUGGAAAAUGUUCUAAACUUGGCAGAAGACUUAAACAACUCGGUGAAUUACGUGCUCAGUAUCGUCAAUUAAUGAGACUCUUAACAUCCAACGAAAGAAUGAGAUUGGACGUUGAUAAUUAUCUUGAAAAUUUCCAAGACAUCAAAGUUGUUUACAGCGAUGAUGAAAAUGAUAUCGAAUGGAAUAGAAUGAUACGUAAAGUUGAAGAAGCUUUAAUGCCUACCGAAGAAUUAGUUGCACAAAAAUUGAAAGCACAGAUUGCCGAUGCAAAAACAUCUAAUUCAUUGUUAGAGGAAUUUCGAAGAUACUUUGAUCUAAUGAAAAGGGAUGCCCUUAAAAAGGCUCUUCGUAGCGAACGCGAAGCUUUGCUUUUGGCGUACGAUGACCUGAUUGAGAAUUGUCUGGCCGGUCCAGACACAGAUGAUCUUUUGGAUACUCCAAAAAUACUUCAAGAAAUUCAGACGGCAAGGUAUUCUGAAAUCCGAUUAGAAAGUUUGUUAGAACUUGGUAAAGAACUUUUAGCUGAUAUUCCAGGAUUCGACGAUACUGUAGUCAAAGUUACGACAGCUUUGAAGGAUGCCGAAAGGAAGAGACAAUAUCUCGUUGAGUCUUGGGUGAAUGACACGAAAGAUGCUGUAGCUAAGAAACAGUUAACACUGGGUUCAGAUUCCGCAGUUGUCGAGUUAACUGGUACUAGUUUGAUGCGAGUUAAUUACGAUCCGAGAUUGAUGACCCUUAUCAGAGAAGCGAGAGCACUUUCAGGACAAGGUGUUGUAUUACCAAGAGAGAUAAGAGACCUUGUUGAGAGAGCAAGUUUAUUGGCAGGUCGUGCAAGAGCUUUACAACAAGUAGCUACAUUUCAUAAUACCAUUGGUGAUCGUAUGGUGCCUUCUCAAAGACCAUUGAUGUUAACCACAGCUUUGGAAUUGGCACGAGCCGUUAAGGAACAAUCUGGUGUUGUUUGGUCUGAUCCUCAAGCAGUCGAUGGUUACACAAAUAGACUUAGAGAAUUGGUGACAAAGUUUGCUAGACAGAAUGCCGAAUUAGCAGCUAAACAUUCGAACCUGCGAAACUUGGUCUCGAAUUUGUUUAAAGGAGAAGCUAUUAAUUUGGUUGGCAAUCAGAAUAUUUGGAAGGAUACUUUGAUAAAUAUGAGAACGAUUGUAGAUUCUGUUGAAAACGAGUAUGGUAAUACAACAGCUUGGAAAUUACAUUGGGAUAGGCAACUUUUAAAAGCGUUGGGUGUGGCUUACAGAGGUGCUUUACCGUCGUUGCUGAGAAAAUUACCGGAUAUCAGGGUCGAGUUAAUAUUUCGCGAUGGAAUGUUACAAUGGCGACCUACUCUAGAAGAAAUUCGUGCCAAGAUAUAUUCCGGUAUUAGACGAUCCCUCUCAAUUCCUAUGAAUUUUCGCGGAGUUGGUGAUGUAGAACACGCUCAAUUCGGUAGCCUAGUUCAGAAGAGUGCAUACUUGUUCGGUGGUGUCUACAAGCAAGCUGAGAUUGCUUUAAAUGCUUUAGAAUCCGUUAGGAUCAAGUGGUUGAACUUGGCUGCACCAGCGAAAAUUGAUAUCGGUGAAAAAUUAAAGGGAGCAUCUCCAAAUGAUUGGACAAGAGCUUUCAAGGAUGCCAAACAAUGGGCUCAAGAAGUUGGUAAAUUGCGAGGAGGUGAUGUAAAAGUUUGGUGUAUAAGUAUCGACACUGGAACAACUAGAAACGAUUUAGAAUCAGCAUCUCGUCGUUAUUGGGAACGUUUGUGUUCCGAUUUGCGCGUUGAAGCUUUUUCAAGACUUGUUGCAAUUGUUGAUUUCCUUUCUUUCGCUGCUAAAGAGUUAGAGAAGAGACCCCAUAACGUUGAAGAAGUUGGUCUGGCUAAUGAAGCUCAUGAACGAAUUGAAAAACAGUAUGACGGUGUUGGAAAUGAAAUGGAAGCUGUGGCUGGUCUUGCUAAAGUCUUAGCUGCUUGGACAAGUGAAAAAUUGGAAGGAAUAAAUUCAGCUAAUUUGGCUUGGCAAGAAUUAGCGGAACGUUUGGAGAAACAUAAAACAGUUGUGGCUCAUCAAUUGGAGGACACCAAAGUAAAUUUACGUCAUCGGGGAAUAGCAUUAAGGGACGAAAUUGAAAGGUGGGAAACCAAGUGGUUAUCAAAACCCGACAUUGUAACCAUAGAUUGGAUAUCAUCGAUGAGAGAUCGUUGGAUUACUUUAACAGAACAACGAGAUAGUUUAACUAUCGAUUGCCAAAGAAUUGCUUUUAAUUUGAGCGAAAUAAUCGAAGACGAUUCGACGAAUUUGAAGAAACUCGAAGCCCAGUUGGAAGCUGAGGAAUCCAAUUGUAGAUUUCAAGCUGAGUUUAUCGAGGAACUCGAUAAUCAAAGGGCCGAGGAAUGGGCUGUUGCGAGAAGAAGAUUACCGAGGCUUCACGAUUGGCUUGAUUCUUGGGAAACGAGAAUUCGUUUGCAAUCAAACGACAAGGAUUCUUCUAAUCCUCUUAACGAUAAUAAUAUCAAAAUCGAAACUUUUGUUGGGAAACAAUUAAGAGAAAUUCGUGAUGCGAUAGAAUGGAUUCAACUUCUUCGCGGUGAUGAAAUUGCCGAGGAACAUUGGAAUGAAUUAAAAUCUGUUCUUGAUUUGAAUGAUAUUAAAAAUUUAAGAGAUUUAACAUUGGGUAAUAUACUUGAUUCUAAGAAUAAAAUAAAGGACAAUGUCAUUCGUAUUAAGGAAAUUACAAAAAGAGCUGCAGCCGAAAGUGGAAUACGACAAGCGAUAUUGGAAUUAGAAUCUUGGGAGACAUCAGCCAGUCUACAAAUUCAACAAUCAAAGGACAGUCAACAUUCGAUUAUUUAUCUUGUCGGUGAAUAUUCCAAUCUUUUGGCUAGGACAGGUGAAUUACGACUUUUGUUGGAGGGUGCAAAGGGUGCUGCUGGUUACGAAAGAUUUGCAGCAAGAGCUACAAGAUGUGAAGCUAGUUUAUCAGAGAUCGAAGAACGUAUUAAGAUACUUAGUAUUGUUCAAAGAAAAUGGGUUUACUUGGAACCCAUUUAUGGUAGCGGUGCUGCACCCAAUGAUUCUGGAAAAUGGUCGAGAACUGACAAAGAAUUUAGAUAUCUAAUGGGUGAGGUUUCACGUGAUUCUCGAGUAUCAUCUAUUAGAAGAUUACCUUUACCUGCUUUAAUUAAUUUGAAGGAUUUACUCGACAGAUGUCAAAGAAGUCUCGACGAAUUUUUAGAAGAGAGAAGAUCGUCUUAUCCACGCUUAUAUUUUUUGAGCGACGAGGAUCUUUUAGAACUCGUUUCAGGAAGCGGCAAAGCUUUAGAAUCUCAUUUACCAAAACUUUACCAAGGUAUAGGAUCAGUGAUAAAAAAUGAUAAUAGCCUGACAGCUGUGGUUUCACCAGAGGGUGAAAUACUAAAGUUAUUGGAGGCUAUAGAUACGAGCGAACCACUUCCAAGAUGGUUGAAUAAUCUUGAGAAAGGUAUGAGGAAUACAUUGAGGCAGAGUCUUGAUAAAUGUUUGACAGAUUCCUCACCUGAUCCUUCUAUUUAUCCUAAUCAGAUACUUUUAUUAUCGGAGAGGAUUAGAUUUACUGAACGUUGCGAGGCUGCUUUGAAAGAGGGUGUAUUGGGUUUGAAAAAGUUGGUCGAAUUUUUGGAUACUCAAAGAGCAAGGUAUAGGGGAUUGGAAGAUGUCGGAGACAAAUUAACUGUUCUUAAAGCUCGAGGAUUACUUCUCGACACUGUUCAUCAUCUUGAAAUAUCUAGAACAUUGUUGAAUAAUCUCGAGAUGGGUGAAUCCACUUCGUGGUUGUGGUACAGACAACUGAAAACUUACAGAACAAACAAGGGUCCAAUUAUAAGAUGCGCUGCUGCUGAAUUUCCAUAUCGUUUUGAAUAUCAAGGAGCCGCAGUUGGUUUAGUUUGGACUUCGCUUACAGAAAAAUGUUUCCUUGCAUUAACCCAAGCCAUGAAACUUGGAUUGGGUGGUAGCCCAACUGGGCCAGCUGGAACUGGAAAAACUGAGAGUGUUAAAGCACUUGGUGGUAUUUUGGGAAGGCUUGUUAUUGUCUUCAAUUGCGACGAAGGAAUGGAUGCAGGCAGCAUGAAAAGAAUUUUGGGUGGUUUAGCACAAGCAGGUGCUUGGGGUUGUUUCGAUGAAUUUAAUCGUCUCGAAGAAGAAACAUUGAGUGCCGUUGCAAUGUUGGUUAGACCACUUCAAGAAGCUGUCAGGGAUGGGUUGAACCAAGUUGUUUUAGGUGAUCAAAGAGUUAAUCUUGAUCCACAUUGUUGCGUGUUUAUUACAAUGAAUCCUGCUGGAAACGAAUACGGUGGACGUCAUAGACUUCCAGAUUCAUUGGCCAGAUUGUUCAGACCCAUUGGCAUGGCUCAUCCUGAUAAAUUUGAUAUAAUUCGUGCUUUGUUAGAGUGUGCUGGUUUUUUGGAAUCUUCUAUGCUUGCUAAUCGUUUGGUUGAAACAUUUGAAAUCUCAUUUAAUUUACUUUCCAAACAGCCGCAUUACGAUUGGGGUCUUAGAGCACUUAGAUCAGUGUUAGAUGCUAUUUCACCUGUUAAUCAAUUGGACGAAUCAACCAGGCUAUUUAUCGCAAUUAAAGAUUCAACAUUGCCAAAAUUAACCGAGGAAGAUGCCAAAAAGUUUCUCGAUUUGUUAGACGACGUAUUUCCUAACGUAGAUCAUUCGUUAACCGAAGUGUCCAACGAAAAGAAAGAUUUACGAGAAGCAUUGAUUGAAUUAUGCGAGUCUGGUAAUUAUACCAAGAAAAUUAUUGAUCAGUGCAUACAAUUGUACGAUCAAUUAAAAAGUAGAACAGGUGUUGCAAUAGUUGGACCACCUGGUAGCGGAAAGACAGUUAUAAGAAAAUUAUUAACCGAAGCUUUAUCGAAAAUCGGAGAAUCGGUUGAUCAGUAUAUCAUUUAUCCUGGUGCUGUACCCAAAUCCAAACUUUUAGGACGAGUUGAUUCACAAACAAGAGAAUGGAAAGAAGGUUUGUUAUCGAGUGCAGUAAUAACAGCUGGAGGAGAUAAUUCAACUUGGAUUAUUUUGAAUGGCGACGUUGAACCAGAAUGGGCAGAGGCUUUAAAUUCUGCCUUGGAUGACAACAGAUUACUGACAUUACCCAACGGAGUUGGUGUCAAACUGGGAAACGGUAUCAGGUUCAUAUUCGAGACACAUAAACUGGCAAGUGCUAGUCCAGCAACAGUUUCACGAUUGGGUGUUGUCCAUCUUGGAACAAUUAGUCCAACUUCACUUUUACAAGCUUUGAUUCCUGAUGAUUUGCCAGCUAAUAUUCGAGACAAUGUUACUACACAUGUUUCCACUUGCAUCAAUGAAAUCUUUCAAUCGAAUUCGAUUAGAUCGUCAGCUUGUGGUCUGAUCAAUUCUGUUUUCCAUCAUUUGCGUGACGCGCAUACGCAAACUUUAUACACGGAGGGACUUCUCGGUGCUCUAUGUUGUCAAAUCGAAGAUCAAAAUGUCAGAGAUAAUUUAGGACGUUUGAUUUAUCAGUUAACCGAUUGUUGGUGUCCAGAUCCCGAAAAGCCAUUAGAUGUUCUGUACAAUGACAAAUCUGAUCGAUUAGAACCUUUCAUCGAUAUUUAUCAAUCGAUUGAAACCGAGGAUGGUCCUAUAUUAUUAUCGGGACCCGUUAAAAGAGCAUUAGCAUCUAUCUUACCUUGGAUAGAAAAUAGUUAUCCUGUUAUUUUACGAGGAGAACAGGGUUCAGGUAAAAGUACAUUAAUAACUGCUGCAUUAUCCUCUUUAAAAAAUCAGUAUAAUGCACCGUCCAUGACCUUGAUACAAGGAUCUUCUUUAUACGGUGCACAGGAUCUUUUAACUCGGUUAAAACGCGCCUGCGUUCGUCUUGAUUCUUCCUCUCAUGGAAGAACUUAUAAACCCAGAAAUGGUUCUCGUAUUAUUUUAAUACUCGAAGAUAUUCAUCUGGCUUCCAAACAGAUGCAGGAAUUGGUACGAGAAUUAUUGCAAGAUGAAGGAUUUCACGAGGAUGAUUUAGAAUUCGCACGAAUCCCAUUAACAAUUAUUUCCACAGCUGAUUCUAAUACUCCACUUCAUCCUAGAUUAGAAUGUCUCAUGGCAACUUAUUAUUUACCUUGUCCAAGUUCGAAAGAAAUUGUUGCUAUGUUAGAACUUCAUCUUAGAAGUGCAUUAAAAGAAAAAGAUGAUUUUAUUGAUUCCUGGAUUACGAAGACAUCGCCGAUUAUGUUCGAGGCUUAUCAAUCAAUAAAUUUGUCCAAUGAAUUGUCUUCUUUCUUGUGGACACCAAAGGAUCUUAUUUUAUGGGCUGAUUGUCUUGGUUAUUAUUUAUCUCCUGAAAACGAGAAUGAUCUUACAAGUUAUAUGUUCGAUGCUGGAAAACGUUUAUUCUAUCCGAAAUUAACAGCUGAAGCUCGUGUCAAUUGGGAUUCCAUAUUGUCCGCACAAUUUGUCAAUCCUAAAAAUUCGAUUAACGAUGUAUUCGUUUGGAAAAUUGGUAAUACUGAAUUGUUGCCUAUCGUGGAAGAAGAAUGGAAAGAUAAUAUCGUAAAUGUUGCUGCAAGAUGUGCGAGAGAAGGUGAACCAAUACAUGCAACAAUAACGUCACAUCUUUUACAAAUGGUUGCUGGAAUUUGUUGGACAUUUGGAACACGUUUACGUGGUGUCAUCUUAACUGGACGACCAGGAUCAGGAAGAAAAUCAGCUAGCAAAUUAGCUGCAACUUUUUCAUCCUUUCGUUAUAUCGAUUCGGGACCUGGACGAGCUAAAGCUUCGAUUAAAUCAGCAAUUCAAACGGCAGGUAUCGAUGGGGAACCAACGAUGCUCUUACUGGAGGAACACCAUAUGAGAGAGGAAGAUACGUCAAUUUUGGUCAGCGCUAUUAUUGCCAAUGGUGAACUUCCAGGACUUUUUUCAAUCGAGGAAUUGGAUGGUAUGAUAGCACCAUUGAUAGAUUUGUCAAGGAGAGAAGAUUUUCCUGGCACGUUGGAACAAUAUUUUUAUCAUCGUAUUCGAAAUUAUCUUCGCGUAGUCGUAAUCUUAGACAUCGGUGAUUUGAAAUCAACAUUCUUAUCACGUUCCGGAUUGUUGAGAAUCUGUGCAGUAAUUGGACCAAGUCUUGGAAACGAAUGGUGGUCUUACGAAGCACCAUUGACCGAGUUAGCUAUUCAAUAUAAUAAUUCUCAUGGAUCGGAUGUUAUCGUAGAAUCAUCAAAGGGGGGUAUAGAAGUUAUGAUUAAAGCCCAUCUGCAAGCACCGAAGCAACAGCAAGCGCCGGCACGUUUCUUAGCUUUACUUUGUACAACGGAAAAGCUUCGUGAAAUUUGGAGUGAGGAGGUUGAAAGUAAACUUAAUAGCCUUACCGCUGGUAUUAGCAGAUUAAGGGAAGCCGGUGAACACGUUGCUAAAUUGGAGGAUGAAGUGUCGAAACAAAGGCAGGAACUUGAGAUCGAAAAAGGUAGGGCCAAUGCAGCUUUGGAAAAAAUUACUGCAACGAUGAGAGGUGCAACAGGUCAACGAGGUGAGAUGACCAAUUUAAAAGCUGAAACCGAACGAGAGAGUGCCGAAUUAGCACGAAGAAAGGCCGAUAUCGAAGGAGAAUUAAGUAAAGUCGAACCAUUGGUCGAACAAGCGGCACAGGCUGUUGCUGGUAUAAGUGCUGAUGCUCUUGCCGAAGUUAGAUCGUUACGAGCACCUCCAGCACCUGUUAGAGAUGUUCUCGAAGGUGUCUUGAGACUUAUGGGUAUCAAGGAUACGUCUUGGAAUAGUAUGAAAACGUUUUUAGCUAAACGUGGGAUCAAAGAUGAAAUCAGAACUUGGGAUGCAAGGAGAAGUACUUCGGCAAGUUUAGAUGCGGUCGCAAAGUUGGUUAAAGAACGUCCAGAUAGUUUUGAAGAAAAAACUGCUAGAAGGGCGUCAAUUGCAGCAGCCCCGUUGGCUGCUUGGGUUCUUGCUAAUUUGCAAUACGGACAAAUACUUCAACAAGUGGCACCCUUGGAAAGAGAACAACGUUUAUUAGCCGAACGAUUAUCAGCAGCCGAAGCUCAACUCGGAAGAUUGGCAGCUGGUUUGAACACAGUUGAGAGUCGGGUCGCACAAUUGCAAGAAGAAUUGGCCGAACAUUCCCGUGGUGCUGCAUCAUUGCAAUUGAGAACCGAAUCUACGGAAUCCAGUCUUAUUACUGCUAGAUCACUUUUGUUGAAACUCGACAAAGAACAUCGGGAUUGGCAAACGCAAUUGGAAGAAUUGACAAAUCGUAAAGAAAGAUUGGACGUUGAAGCUGCCAACGUGGCAUCCUUUUUGGUUUAUCAAGAUCCGCAAAGGGACGACAAGUGGAAAAGAUCAGCCAUCGAGUUAUUGAUCGAUGAACGAGAAAGAUUAAUUUGGCGUGCACAGGGACUCCCAGCGGAUACCGGAAGUCUUGUUGGUGCUGCUUGUGCAUUGAGAGGACCAUUAGUACCAAUUUUCCUCGACCCAUCAGGUGUUGCGGUAUCUUGGCUUAAAUCAAACAUCGGAUCCAAAUUAGAAAUUACUAAAGCCGAGGAUACGAAGUUCUAUACCGCAUUAGAAUUAGCUGUGAGAUUUGGGAAGCCAUUGUUGGUUGAAGAAAUCAUUGAAUUUCCAUCGAUUUUGUUAAAACUUUUACGAAAACGACCAUUGAGACUUUGCGAUCGUGAUUUGCCUGCUCAGCAAGGAUUUCAAUUGUUCUUGGCUACUAGGAAGGAUCGAUUGGAUAAUAUUCCUAAGGAAGCUGACGCUGUACUUUUUCAAAUUGCUUUGGGUGCUGGGACGAGAAGUUUAGCCGAGAGACUCGUCGAUAAGGUGUUGUUAAAGGAAACUCCAGAAAUUAUAUCAAGAAGGAGAGAAGCUUUAGAACGGGAAGAAAAACUUUCUGGCGAACGAGAUGCUGCACGUGUUGAUUUGUUAGCCCAAUUGGGUAGAGCCAGAGGGCAAGAUCUUUUACAGGAAACUCAGGGUGGCCAAGGAAAUGAUAGUAAUGGUAGUGGUGGUAAUGGUGGUGGUGGUGGCGGACUUUUAACUUCUUUGGAAAAGACUCAAACAAAAGCGAAAGAGAUUUUAUUGGCCCUCGAAGAAAGUCGACGAAGCCUCGAGGAUAUUUCAAAAAGAAUAGAGAGUCGCGAGAGACUUGCUAAAUUUGCAGCUAACGUUUACAAAGCUGUUAAGGGACUGACAUCGUUGAAUCCUUUAUACGUUUUCUCAACGGAAGCUUUCACGGAUAUUUAUCUUGAAGCAGAGAGUACCAGAUCAAUAGCCAUUUCCGAUGAGAGAAAGGAACAGGAUAGGCUAGUUGAAAAGAGAUUAAUAGCGUUGACGGUGCAUUAUUGCACGAAAGCAGCAUAUAGGAAACACCGAUUAACGUUAGCAUUGUACUUGGCACUCUCUUUAAAUCCAAUAUCGGAAAUUGAUAGGAAUUUAUUACUCGAUAGUGGUUUACCAAAUAACGGGGAUAAUGUAGAUUUGGAAGUACCCGAUUGGAUACCUGACGAACGUCGGACAGCGGUAAAAGUAUUGGCCAGUUUCAUGCCACAGGUAGCUGGGAAAAUGAAACGUGAUUGGUUGAACGAUAUUGGUAAUGUGUACACGGACAACAAUUUGACACAUAUCCAACGAAUUCUAAUUAUCAAAGCACUUCGUCCGGAUUAUUUGCAUACUGCUCUAUCGAAAUUCGCUAUCUCGCAAUUAGGUGUACGAGAUUUAGCACCACCAACUUGGACAUUGCAAAAGAUAGCAGAGAACGAUGGAUCAAGCCCGAUACUUUUGUUGUUAUCACCUGGAGCUGAUCCCGGUCCAGAAUUAAAAUCAUUGGUUGGUAAUCUUGUAGCAUCAUCAACUGGUUUCACUGAAGUUUCUUUAGGACAAGGACAGGUUACACAAGCUGAGCUUGCUUUGGAAACUGCAUGCAAAAAUGGUAGUUGGGUACUGUUGAGUAAUUUGCAAUUAGCAUUAACAUGGUUACCACGAUUGGAAAGUUUAUUGAGAUCGCCAAUGUGUACAGCAAAUAAAAAUUCAACAACGAGAAUUUGGUUGACCACCGAAGAAUGUGAAGGAUUUUAUCCUGGUUUAGCUGGGCUAUGUUUAAAAUUGGCUUACGAGCCACCCGAAGGUGUUCAAAGAAAUUUCAAAAGAUCAUUCCAACAAUUACAACAAUUGGAUGAUAAAAAAACGAAUGUUAAUAUUCCUGGAAUGUUUUUACUUUCGUGGUUGCAUUCGACCAUUCAAGAAAGACGAAAAUUCGUUCCCCAAGCAUGGAUCAGAUCUUACGAAUGGAACGAAGCUGAUCUUGGUGCUGCUUAUACGUUGAUAGUUGAUAAAACAAUUAAAAGUAAUCAAACGCAAAAUUGGGAGACUGGUCAAGGAUUGUUGGACGUUGCUGUUUACGGUGGAAGACUUCAGGACGAUUACGAUAUGCGUGCACUUUGUGCUAUCAUACGUGAAAUUUGGUCAAAGGAUGUCUUCGAAGGUCGUCGUACCUUAGCUGGGGUUCUUAAUAUCCUAGAUAUCUCGGAAAAUGAUCCGAUGAAGAUCGUGGAACGUUUGGACAGUGAAGAUUCACCUAGGGAAUACUUUGGUUUACCUGCUAAUGCUCACAGAGCUUGGGAAAGGGUAGCUGCUGAGAUUGCAUUGACACUUCUCAAAGGUAUGACAAUAAAAAUAUCAAGCAACGAGAAGACUCGCGGUAGAACCAGAUCAGAUAAUACAAUCGAAAAAGAUUUAAAGGAAUUAUUGGAUCGACGUUUGACGAAAAUUGAAGCAUCGUUGAAUCCUCUCUCGAAUGAUAUUAAAAAAGAGACUCCUCUCAAACGUUUCUUCGCAGACGAGCUCGAGUUUACUCGAGAUUUAUUAAAUCGAAUACGAUUGGAUCUCGAAUUAAUUAGAAUCGAGGAUACAAAGACACCUAACAAAUGGAUGAAUGAGUGGCAAUCUGGACCAAAGGAUGCAGUAACAUUCGUUCAUGGUUUAUUAACAAGAUAUCAAAUAUUGGAAUCCUUUGAAAUGAGUUUUCCACUUCGAGUCGAUUUAUCGAAACUUGCCAGGCCAAGGGCCUUUUUAGCUGCCCUUAAACAACACACAGCUCGUGAGAUCAAUCAUCCUCUUGAAAAUUUACGAUUAAGGGUUAAUUGGAUGCUAGAUGAUAAUAGAAGUGAACAGUGGAAGGUAUCCGUGAUUAUUGAGGGUCUUCUUAUCUCAGGUGCUCUGAUCAAAGAUAGCACACUGAAAGACGUGGACGUUAAUGCUGCACCAAUUGCAGCUGCUCCUAUUUGUCAAAUUGCAUAUUUACCCGAACGAUAUUCCUUUGAUAAAGAUUCGGAUAAAAAAACAUUGCAUUCGUAUUACGAAAAAAAAGAGGACAAGGAUUGGAUUAGUAUACCAGUUUAUAAUGAUUCUCAACGUAGUUCAUUCGUUUGUUCAUUUCCAAUUGGUUGUCCUAGGGAAAAUCGAAAUAUUUGGUUACGUCGUAGUGUUGCUCUUUACUUCAAACCUAUUUAACUAAUUCAUUUGUUCAUUUAUUUUUUGAUUUUAGGAAAACAUUUGUCUCUU
Molecule: messenger RNA, 12438 nt
Organism: Polistes canadensis
Lineage: Eukaryota; Metazoa; Arthropoda; Insecta; Hymenoptera; Vespidae
Gene: btv
Product: cytoplasmic dynein 2 heavy chain 1
Exons: 42
Coding region: 1-12387 (4128 amino acids)
Biological process (GO): microtubule-based movement
Cellular component (GO): dynein complex
Molecular function (GO): dynein intermediate chain binding; minus-end-directed microtubule motor activity; dynein light intermediate chain binding
Source: RefSeq, a predicted model, not a curated record